GGUCCUAUCUCAUUUAUUAUAACCCUUAUUAUUCUACACUCUAAACAAAGAAAGAAAAGAAACCAAAUAGUGAAAACUAACUCAUAUAUAUAUAUACACACAUAUAUAAAAUCACAGGAAAAAUGCAGUCCAUAUUUAAUCUCCAUGGAAGUUAUGGACUUCCUCUCUGUAUUUCAGGGAUCACCCAUCACCAAAGUUUUUCCAAACAGAUGGUGGAUCAUGAUCAAAGAAGAGAAGCCAUGAAAAGGCAGAGAUCUGAAGGUGGGGAGGAUCAGAAUGCAAAUUAUCAAGAAAUGGGGUUUCAAUUUCAAAGGGUCUCAGAUCAAGAAGAUCUAAGCUCAGGUGUUGUUUUGUCUUUUUCUUAUAGUGAUGGCUCAGCUUGUAUAGCCAAAGCUGCUUAGAUUAUUAGUGUUAUUAAAGAAUCUUAUAAUAUAUAUUAUAUUAGAGCCCUUUUCUUCUAUUUAAUAUCUUCUUAUAUAUUAUUUAUGAUCUAAUAUUGUUCUUUUCCUAUUUUUUUUCCAAAAAUUGUAAUCGACUGUCAUGUCAAAAAAAUUGUAACCGAAACCGACUGUCAAAUUUAGUGAUGAUGCAGAAAAUUUAGUUAUUUUCUA
Molecule: messenger RNA, 611 nt
Organism: Cannabis sativa
Lineage: Eukaryota; Viridiplantae; Streptophyta; Magnoliopsida; Rosales; Cannabaceae
Exons: 2
Coding region: 123-401 (92 amino acids)
Source: RefSeq, a predicted model, not a curated record